Meloidogyne enterolobii is the source of this 498-nucleotide messenger RNA. NCBI's taxonomy places the organism in Eukaryota, Metazoa, Nematoda, Chromadorea, Rhabditida, Meloidogynidae. The record is from the annotation of a GenBank genome assembly.
AUGUUUCGUGUAAUAAUUGCAACAUUAGCUACUUCAUCUUAUCUAAUUUUGGCUGGCGGUUUAAGGGAUUAUUUUACACAUAUAAUUGUUGAUGAAGCUGGUCAGGCAUUAGAAUCAGAAGUUUGGAUUCCUAUAGGAGGACUUGUUGGAAAAGAAACCUCUGUCGUUUUGGCAGGCGAUCCAAUGCAAUUAGGUCCAGUUCUAAAUGUAAAUUCAAUGAAAUGGUUUGGUUUUGAUAUUUCUAUGCUUAAAAGAAUUAUGCAUUCUGAAAUGUACAAGGAUUCGUCUGACGAAAGAUUUUUUGUUAUUCUACGCCAAACAUAUCGUUCACAUUAUAAUAUUUUGAGGCCUUGUUCUUAUUUAUUUUAUGAUAAUAUGUUAAUUGUUGAUGAUAGACAAGGAAAUUUUUAUAAACUUUCUGAUUGGGAAGGAUUACCUACAAAGGUUUUUUCCAAUUUUAAAUUAUUUUUUGGGACUUACGUGGCCGUUAAUCUUUAA